Messenger RNA from Malaclemys terrapin pileata, 2081 nucleotides. Its product is annotated as alpha-2-macroglobulin-like. The record is from RefSeq and is a predicted model, not a curated record. NCBI's taxonomy places the organism in Eukaryota, Metazoa, Chordata, Testudines, Emydidae. Gene Ontology annotation, cellular component: extracellular region.
AUGCAUUAUGUCAGCAUCUCACUGGCUCCAUCUGAUGACUUCCGGGCUACCCCUGUGGAGAAGGAAGAAGAAUCUUAUUGUCUCUGUGCGAACGGACGGAAAACAGUGUCUUGGGCUGUGACCCCAAAAUCUCUGGGUAAUGUGGAUUUCUCAGUGAGCGCUGAGGCCCUGAAGACAGAUCUGCCCUGCGGGAACGAGGUAGUGGAGACCCUGGACAAAGGGCGGAAGGACACGGUGAUCAAACAGCUGUUAGUGGAGCCUGAAGGGUUUGAGAAGGAAACGACCUACAACUUCCUGCUCUGUGCAGCUGGAAAGACAGCGCCGCAGCCAAUGUCCCUGAAGCUCCCAGAGAAUGUGGUGCAGGGCUCUGCCAGAGCCUAUUUCUCAGUGCUGGGCGAUAUCCUGGGCACAGCCAUGCAGAACCUGCAGCAGCUCCUCCAGAUGCCCUUCGGCUGUGGGGAGCAGAACAUGGUCCUGUUUGCCCCCAACAUCUACGUCCUGGACUAUCUGAAUAAGACGGGGCAGCUGAGCGAGGAGACCAAAUCCAAGGCCAUCGGAUACUUAGUCAGCGGUUACCAGACACAGCUGAAGUACAAACACUGGGACGGCUCCUACAGCACUUUUGGGCCAUGUUAUGGGCAAUCAGGGAACACCUGGCUGACGGCCUUCGUCCUCAAGUCCUUCGCGCAGGCCCGCUCUCACAUCUUCAUCGACGAGAAGCACAUCCAGAACGCCCUGGCCUGGCUCGCUGGCAAGCAGAAGGAAAACGGCUGCUUCCGCAGCUCCGGGACACUCCUGAACAAUGCCAUAAAGGGCGGGGUGGACGAUGAGGUCACGCUCUCUGCCUACAUCACCAUCGCACUGCUGGAGAUUCCUCUGCCCGUCACUCACUCUGUGGUCCGUAACGCUCUGUUCUGUCUGGAGACGGCCGCAGAGCAGGGAGGAAACCACGUGUACACCAGGGCGCUACUGGCCUACGCCUUUGCCCUGGUGGGGAAGGAGGAGAAGCGCAGGGCACUGCUGGACUAGAUUGACAAGGAAGCUGUGAAAGAGGAUGGCUCCAUUCACUGGCAGAGGCCUGGGAAGGAGCCGAAAGCCGAUCUCCCCUUCUGUCACCCCCGUGCUCCUUCUGCCGAGGUGGAGAUGACGUCCUACGUGCUCCUCACUUACCUCACCACUCAGCCGGCGCCAUCCCAAGAUGACCUGUCAUUAGCAGCUCAAAUUGCAAAGUGGAUCAGCAAGCAGCAGAAUCCCAAUGGGGGCUUCUCCUCCACCCAGGACACAGUGGUGGCACUCCAGGCACUGUCCCGAUAUGGAGUCUCCACCUAUGCCAAGAGCGGAGGAGCAUCCACAGUGACCCUGCAAUCCACAGGGAACUUCCAGGCCCAGUUCCAGGUGGAUCACAAGAACCGUCUGCUGCUCCAGCGUGUGGCACUGCCAGGUAGCAUGGGGGUGACAGGAGAAGGAUGUGUCUACGUGCAGACCAGCCUGAGGUACAAUGUGCUCCCCAAGCCGGGCGAGGCGCCAUUCGCGCUGGAGGUGCACACAGUCCCCAAGACAUGUGACAGCGCCAGGGCUCAAAGGACCUUUAACAUCGCCAUAAACAUCAGCUACACAGGGAAACGCCCCGUCUCCAACAUGGUCAUCGUUGACGUUAAGAUGCUGUCAGGAUUCGUACCUAUGAAGUCAUCAGUGAGGAUGCUGGAAGGACAUCACCACAUCCACCGCACAGAACUGAGCACCAACCAUGUGCUGCUCUACAUGGAGCAGGUGAGCAACGUGACUCAGAGCUUCUCCUUCGCGGUGGAGCAGGACUUCCCCGUGCAGAGCCUGAAGCCGGCACUAGUGAAAGUCUACGAUUACUACGAAACGGAUGAAUUUGCCAUCGCUGAGUACAGCGCCCCCUGCAGCAAAGUGGGAGCCGAGCAGAGCAACGUGUGAGGGAUGGAGUCGUGUUCCGAGCCUCCCGCGUCCCACCUGCUUAGCCCCUGUGCAGGCUGAGGUGGAUGGAUGGAGCGACAGAAAGAAAACAGCAGCAAGAGGGAAACAAAUAUUACUAAUAAAUGAAUUCACCAACCUGA